This is a messenger RNA of Rhodotorula toruloides NP11, 1605 nucleotides long. Its product is annotated as acyl-protein thioesterase 1. Bases 1 to 1605 code for a protein of 534 amino acids. The record is from RefSeq and is a predicted model, not a curated record. Lineage: Eukaryota; Fungi; Basidiomycota; Microbotryomycetes; Sporidiobolales; Sporidiobolaceae. Gene Ontology annotation, molecular function: palmitoyl-(protein) hydrolase activity; carboxylic ester hydrolase activity. The transcript is spliced from 5 exons. Gene Ontology annotation, biological process: protein depalmitoylation. Gene Ontology annotation, cellular component: cytoplasm.
AUGCGACGGGCAUCAUGGGUCAACCGGCUCGUUAACGACACCUCGACGUUCCCUGCCGACUCCUCCCUCUCCCACCCUUCCUCCUCGCCCGCACCCGUCCCUUCCGUCGUACUCGACGUCUCCGCACGCGGCGGUCUUGACGUACUCCCCGAGCGAAUCCCAAAGCGACGCCGAAACUCGGCCGCCAUCGUUCCCGCUUCGACACCAGAAACCACCGCCGAGCCGUUUUCGUCGCGCCGUUCGUUGCCGCAUGCGUCGCUUGGUGUUGCCAGCGACGCCCAUGACCAGUUGUCGACGCAGAGCGGCGGCCUACCCCACUCGCCGACUAAAUCGACCUUCUGCGACCCGCUCAUUUCCCUCACACCCUCCGACCUCCGCCGCCCUUCCUUCGCCACAGUAGGACCCUCUACCUCUCCACCUUACCGGGCCAGAGCGCAAACACCUUGGAAACCUCUCCUUCGCGCGAUACGACUCGCCUGCAUUGCGCUACUCGGCUUCUUCCUCCUCCUCCGACUCGCAACCUUCCUCCGCCCUUCUCCAGAGGACCUCUCUCCUUCAUCCGUCAGUACGCCGCGCCGCAAACCGCCCUUCUCCAAAUCCCGCUCUCCCUCCCCUCGCCUUCCUCCCUCUCCCUCGGACCGCCUCACCCUCCAUCCAACCGAACUCGAGUACUGGCAGGACCGGCGGCAAGAGUGGUUUUGGCGGAGACCUGAUCAGCAGAGGGGAGAGGAGUUGGAGGUUGUCACGAGGGAGCACAAGGAGGGGAGCGAGCAUGAGGCGACUGUUAUCUAUCUGACGGGACUCGGACAAACGCCCGACGACGCCCUCCUCCCCGACGUCGCAAGCAAAUCUCACCCCUCCGUCCGCUGGGUAAUCCCCGUCGCCCCAAAGAUUCCCAUCACAGUCUCGAACCAAACCCUUCGUCCGGCAUGGUACGACAUCCGACGGUUCCCCUACGACCCCAUCGCAGAUCGAGAUCAUGAGAGGUUGUUUGCGAGCGCGAGGGGCGUUAAUGAGGUUAUCCGAAGGGAGAGGGGGAGGUUGAUCCGUUCCUUGAGGGCGAGAGGGGGAGGUUCGCGUGUGAAGAGCGAGGAAGGCGAGGACGCAGAGAUAGGAACAGAGCAGGAGAAGGACUGGGCGAGCAAGAGGAUCCUCGUGACGGGUUUCUCGCAGGGUGGAGUCCUGGCGCUUCUCGUGGCGCUCACGCAUGAGCGGAUGCUAGGAGGCGCGAUGGUGCUGAGCGGGUAUUUGCCGGUCAGGGAGGAUAUGUCGAGGCUCGUCUUUGACCUCGACAGACGGGAGCUGCCGAUCUUUUGGGGACACGGCGAGGCCGAUGUCGACGUUACCUACUCCGACGCCGUCCUCUCCGCCGCGCUCCUCUCUCCCCUCUCACUCACCCGCUCCACCCGCACGCGACACCUCCCCGCAACCUCUCUCUACUACACCGACCCUUCGACCCGCCUCAACCUAACCAACACCCAGUUCCGGUCGUAUCCUGGCUUGGCGCAUGCGUGGAGUGAGAGGGAGGUCAGGGAUGUGAGGAGGUGGCUGAGAGGGGUUUUGCCGAGAGAGGGAAGGGGGGAGAAGGUGCCGCGAUGGGACUGA